This is a messenger RNA of Zychaea mexicana, 2126 nucleotides long. Its product is annotated as autophagy-related protein 22-like protein. Gene Ontology annotation, biological process: amino acid transmembrane export from vacuole. NCBI's taxonomy places the organism in Eukaryota, Fungi, Mucoromycota, Mucoromycetes, Mucorales, Lichtheimiaceae. The record is from RefSeq and is a predicted model, not a curated record. Gene Ontology annotation, molecular function: transmembrane transporter activity. The coding region runs from base 138 to 1805 and encodes 555 amino acids. The transcript is spliced from 7 exons.
CGCACAUACUGCACGCACGGGGAUAUUUAUAACUAACUCUUCCUCCCCUUUUUAUUUUUUACUUCUUUUUCUUCAAGUAACCCCACUCCAACCUUAUACACGCUCUACUACCCACUAACACUCGCUGCAGAGAAUAGAUGUCCUUACGCGAUCGAUUUUUCGCUGAUCCGUUUACUGUUGAGGACGACGGGGAGGAACACGACGACAGCAAGUUAAAGCAGCCACCUGCCACUCGCAAAGAGCUAUGGUCAUACUAUCUCUAUUACAACGGUGACAACGGGUACACCAUGUUCAGUUACAUACCCAACAUCCUGCAAUACCUGGCAUAUCGCGGCGGGUUCAACCCAGAAACACCAGACGUACGCGGAUGUGAUCUGCAAAACACGAUGGCUCCUUGCAACGUAUCGUGGAUCGGCGGCUCGUCCGUGCCAGUGUCGUCAAUGAUGCUGUAUGUCCAGGCAAUCUCGUUCUCGAUCCAGUUCUUGCUGUUCACGACGUUUGGCAGCUUGGCCGACUAUGGACGGUGGAAUCGGUACAUUCUACUGCUGGCCACAGUGAUUGGUUGUGCCUCGCAAAUCUUGCCGAUUGUCCUGGUCAACGAUGACGGCUCAGGGUGGGGUGGCAUGAUGGCUAUUAAUAUCGUGGCGCUGAUCUCUUACGGCACGUCGCUGGUAUUUUAUGCAGCUGCGUUUCCUGUACUUAGUGACAAUUUGCCGGCUGUCCGUCACGCCAUCACCGACCCAAAGUUGACUCAGGAACAAAUGCUGAAAGUCAGCGAGAAAUGGCGAAACCAUAUCUCGGCAUGGUCAACCACAUUCUCCAACAUUGGCUUUUUGAUCAUGACAGGUGUGCUGUCGGGGGCAUCGUUUUAUCCGUGGACCAAUGGCGAUGUUUUGGGCAACGAUCCUUUGUACAACUUUAUCGGCACCGUUGUCUGUGGCGGCUACUGGGCACUUAAUGCGUUGCCUUACUUUAUGUUCCAACCUCGCGGUCGAUCUGGUCCUCCGCUUCCUGACAGCGCCAACCAUAUAACGAUUGGCUGGAAGUCUAUUUUUACUGCACUCAAAGAAAUCCGCAAACUCAAAUAUCUGUUCUUGUACAUUUUCUCCUACUUUAUGUUUUCCGAUGCAGUCAGCACGACAAAUCAGAUGAUUGCUAUAUUGCAGGGCGAAAUCACCCAGUUUUCCGCUCAACAAAUCACCAUCAUGAACUUGGCUUCUGCCAUCACUUCCAUCAUCGGCUGUCUCGGCUUCCUUUGGGUCUCAAAGACCUUUGGUGUUCGUACAAAGACCAACUUGUUGAUCAUCUUGUUCUUGUCUGGCCUGGUCUCGGUUUGGGGUUGCUUUGGUAUCGGUCUGGAUAACUUUGGCAUCAAGAAUACAUGGGAGCUGUGGGUGUUUUACGUUUGGACAGGCUUGUUCACUGCACCUAUUUGGGCCUGGCAACAGACCAUGCUGGCAGAACUCGUGCCCAAAGGAAAAGAAAACCUGUUUUUUGGUUUGUUUGGCGUCGUUAACAAGGCUUCUUCAUGGAUCGGACCGGUCGUCAUUGGUGCCAUCACCGAACACACAUCUAGUCUGUGGAAAGGAUGGCCAUUUGUACUCGCACUAUUUUUCAUAGCCUUUGUGCUCGUCUGUUUCAUCGAUGUUGAAAAGGCAAAGAAACAAGUCGAAGAGUAUCAAAAGGCGCAUCCCAUGCCCGAUUAUGGCAAUGUCUACGGCAGCCACCACAAUGGUGAUGCUAACCACAGCAUGCUGGAAAAUGCGUCGUUACCAGCAGAAGAUUCUGUAAAGUAUACUGUGUAGUAAUAAGUAACAAUGCAAUUUUUUGAUUUGAUGUAGUAUAUAUCAGUAAUUCCCUGUUUCUUUUUUCCCUUUUCUUCUCCUCCAUGUAUUACAUCUGUUGUUGUAUCUUCUUUCGCUUUUUGUUCUGACCUAAUAUCAUUAAAGCCUUUAUUUUUUGGAAAUGGUAAAUGUAACUAAUCAAUGGAUCAUAACAUUGCUUAUAUAAAAUGAUGAUUAUACCUAGUAGAUACUUGUUGUAAGAAUCUUUGGCGCUUAAUCUUGCUCUUUGCAAUAGACUAAAACUGCUCUAUCGUGUUGACCUCAGGAGAAUGAAAAGGAAAA